Molecule: messenger RNA, 4565 nt
Organism: Hyaena hyaena (striped hyena)
Lineage: Eukaryota; Metazoa; Chordata; Mammalia; Carnivora; Hyaenidae
Gene: PDE4A
Product: phosphodiesterase 4A
Exons: 15
Coding region: 1-2613 (870 amino acids)
Biological process (GO): signal transduction
Cellular component (GO): nucleus; perinuclear region of cytoplasm; cytosol
Molecular function (GO): 3',5'-cyclic-AMP phosphodiesterase activity
Source: RefSeq, a predicted model, not a curated record
AUGGAGCCCCCGGCCGCCCCUUCGGAGAGGAGCCUGUCUCUGUCUCUGCCCGGGCCCCGGGAGGGCCAGGCCACCCUGAAGCCGCCUCCACAGCACCUGUGGCGGCAGCCGCGGACCCCUAUCCGUAUCCAGCAGCGCGGCUACUCCGACAGCGCGGAGCGCGCAGAGCCCGAGCGGCCGCCACACCGGCCCAUAGAGCGCGCCGACGCCGUGGACACCGGCGACCGGCCCGGUCUGCGCACUUCUCGCAUGUCCUGGCCCUCGUCCUUCCACGGUACCGGCACCGGCAGCGGCGGCGCGAGCGGAGGCAGCUGCAAGCGCUUCGAGGCAGAGAAUGGGCCCACGCCAUCUCCCGGCCGCAGCCCCCUGGACUCGCAGGCGAGCCCGGGCCUCGUACUGCACGCCGGGGGUGCUGCCAGCCAGCGCCGGGAGUCCUUCCUGUACCGCUCAGACAGUGACUACGACAUGUCACCCAAAACCAUGUCCCGGAACUCGUCGGUCACCAGCGAGGCGCACGCUGAGGACCUCAUCGUGACACCUUUCGCCCAGGUGCUGGCCAGUCUCCGGAGUGUUCGCAGCAACUUCUCACUCCUGACCAAUGUGCCCAUUCCCAGCAACAGACGGUCCCCGCUGGGCGGCCCAACCCCUGUCUGUAAGGCCACGCUGUCAGAAGAGACAUGUCAACAACUGGCCCGGGAGACACUGGAGGAGCUGGACUGGUGCCUGGAGCAGCUGGAGACCAUGCAGACCUACCGCUCCGUGAGCGAGAUGGCAUCUCACAAGUUCAAGAGGAUGUUAAACCGUGAACUCACACACCUGUCAGAGAUGAGCAGGUCAGGAAACCAGGUCUCUGAGUACAUCUCCACCACAUUCCUGGACAAGCAGAAUGAAGUGGAGAUUCCAUCGCCCACCAUGAAGGAUCGAGAAAAACAGCCAGCUCCCCGCCAGAGACCUUCCCAGCAGCCCCCGCCCCCCGGGCCGCAAUUCCAGCCCAUGUCUCAGAUCACGGGGGUGAAGAAGCUGACGCGCAGCCACAGCCUGAACGAUUCCACCAUCCCCCGCUUCGGGGUGAAGACCGACCAGGAAGAGCUCCUGGCCCAAGAGCUGGAGAACCUGAACAAGUGGGGUCUGAACAUCUUCUGCGUGUCCGAGUACGCCCGCGGCCGUUCCCUCAGCUGCAUCAUGUACACGAUAUUUCAGGAGCGCGACCUGCUGAAGAAGUUCCGCAUCCCGGUGGACACCAUGGUGACGUACAUGCUGACCCUGGAAGACCACUACCACCCCGACGUGGCCUACCACAACAGCCUGCACGCGGCCGACGUGCUGCAGUCCACCCACGUGCUGCUGGCCACGCCCGCGCUGGAUGCUGUGUUCACGGACCUGGAGAUUCUUGCCGCCCUCUUCGCGGCUGCUAUUCAUGACGUAGACCACCCUGGGGUCUCCAACCAGUUCCUCAUCAACACUAAUUCGGAGCUGGCGCUCAUGUACAACGACGAGUCGGUGCUGGAGAACCACCACCUGGCCGUGGGCUUCAAGCUGCUGCAGGAAGACAACUGCGAUAUCUUCCAGAACCUCAGCAAGCGCCAGCGGCAGAGCCUGCGCAAGAUGGUCAUCGACAUGGUGCUGGCCACGGACAUGUCCAAACACAUGACCCUCCUGGCAGACCUGAAGACCAUGGUGGAGACCAAGAAAGUGACCAGCUCGGGGGUCCUGCUGCUGGACAACUACUCCGACCGCAUCCAGGUCCUCCGGAAUAUGGUGCACUGCGCAGACCUCAGCAACCCCACCAAGCCGUUGGAGCUGUACCGCCAGUGGACGGACCGCAUCAUGGCCGAGUUCUUCCAGCAGGGCGACCGUGAACGUGAGCGGGGCAUGGAGAUCAGCCCCAUGUGCGACAAGCACACAGCCUCUGUGGAGAAGUCUCAGGUGGGUUUCAUCGACUACAUCGUGCACCCGCUGUGGGAGACGUGGGCCGACCUGGUUCACCCGGACGCCCAGGAGAUCCUGGACACGCUGGAGGACAACCGAGACUGGUACUACAGCGCCAUCCGGCAGAGCCCCUCACCACCGCCCGAGGAGGAGCCCAGGGGGCCGGGCCACCCACCGCCCCCCGACAAGUUCCAGUUCGAGCUGACGCUGGAAGAGGAGGAGGAGGAGGAGGCGUGCGCCGCGCCAGGCGCGUUUUCAGCGCGGGAAUUGUGCGGGGCUCCGGAUGCGCCCCCGGCCGGCGAACUCUCGGAGGUCGGUGGGCAGGACCGGCCCUCGGAGGUGAAGGUACAGGACCCUGGCACACGGCGAGCAGACUCGGCCGGUGGCGUGGCUGCGGGCAAGGACAAGGCCGGGUCCCCAGGCGCAUCCGCGGAGGCCGUCGGCUGCAGCCGCCCCCCGGCCCUGCCCGCCCAGGGCCCCCUUCUGCCCGCCUUGAGGACCCGGCCCGCUCCGGACGAGGUGCCGGGCCUCCCGGGCCUCCCCUCCGUGGCGGCCGAGGCGGGGGCCCAAAAAGAGCACCAGGCUGCCAAGAGGGCGUGCAGCGCCUGCACAGGAACGUCCGGCGAGGAGCCCCCCCCACUCCCAACCCCCGGUGGGGGAGGGGCAGCUGGGGGCCCGACCUGAGCCCCCGCCCCUGCGCCCUCCCGCCCUCCCCGCCGCCCCUCCCCACCAUUCCCCCACGCCCACCUCCUCCACUGCCUCAAAGACUCUUGGGCCUCCCGAGAAAAAAGAAAACAGAAAAGUGGGGUUUUUUCUCUUUUCUUUUUUUCCUCUCUCCCCCCACCCCCACCCACGGGGCCUCUUUUUGGAGGUGGGGGCUGGGGAUCGAGGGGCGGAGGUCCCGGAAGGGAUUUUAUUUUUGGAAUUUUAAUUGUUACAUUUUUAGAAAAAGAAAAAAAAAAAAAAAACAGGAUGAAACACAGCAACUGUAGAUGCUCCUGUCCCCGACUCCCCCCUGUGUCCCAUCUGCACCCACCUCCCCCCACCUCCCCCCUGCCCCAGGCCCCAGGCCCACAGGCUCAGUCUUCCGGCCUCCUAGGGCUCUAGGCCUGGGCCCAGGCAGGCAGAGCGCCUCCCCUUCCGGGCUUUUCUUCUGAAUUUUGGAGGGUCUCUGGAACCCAGCCAGGAAUAGCCAUUCCGGGCGGGUCGGGGGGUGGGGGUCCGGGGUGGGGGCCGUCACCGUGGGAGGCCCCAGCUCCAGCCCCUCUCUGGCGCACUGCCCCCCCCCCCAGAAGUCUUCCGCCUCAUUUUGCACAAACCUGGCAAUACUAACCCGAGGGACAGGGACCGGGAUGGGGAGCUGCGGGCUUUAAGAUGUAGCAGAGGUGGGUUUUGGAGGGACAUUCGCACUACCAACCUGGGCUCUGAGGUUUGAGGAGGGCCUGAUCACCCCCCUCCCCCGCUCCUCCUCCCCACCCCCCUCGGCUUGCCAUCCCCCUUCCCCUUCGGGUUCCGUUUGAAUUUUCUCCAUGGGGGGGGGUUGGCUCCGAACCACACCCCUCCUUCCAGCUGCUUCUCCUCUUGUUUCUGCCUUAACGAUUCCGUGGCCAUAGGAGAGGGGUUCGCAGUGGCCCCCAUCCUGGGCAUCCCGCCUCCCCCCCCAGCAUCCUCCUGACACCCUUCACAACCCUUUGCCCUGGGAGGAAGCAAUAACAGUGUACACCCACAUCCCCUUUCUGGGCAGCCCUCUGGCACCAAAGUCCUUUCUCCUUUGCUCCCGCCUGGCCACGCCUCCCCCUCAGCCCUUAGCUAUUCCUGGAGCAAUAUGACAGACAGAUGCAAGGCCAUUUUUCUCCAAGCCAUGGGGGACUUGUUUGGAAGGAAAGACCCCCCUCUUGCCCUGUCCUUUCUGCCCUUUGGCCCAGUUCUGCAGCUGGGCCAGGCAGGGCCCCCCUCUCUCUCUCUCCUGUCCCCCUGCCCCCCACUCUGAGCACACGGUACUGUAGCCCCUGGCUGCCGCAGCCUUCCAUCUGUCUGUCUGUCCCUGUGGGGAGUACCACCUGCUCCCACCCCCGUGAUGCUGUACAGGGUUCAUUUUUGUAGCGAAAGUAGUUUCUGUCCCAGCCAGUGACUGGAAUGGGACUUCUUUGGGUUUUCUUUCUGUUUUUUUCUUCUCUCUCUCUCUCUCUUUUUUUUUUUUUUUUUGUACAUACUGUAAGGUUGGUUUGUAAAUUAUUCUACCGAGGCAAAAAGGGAAAAUAAACUUGCCCUUCCCCAGCUGACACAGCCAGGGGAAGGAGGGGUGGGGUCUCCCAGAGAGAGACCCCAUUCCCACUGUAUUAUACAAACUGUACCAUAGACCCCGAAAGGGUGGGUUCAGCGCUGCCGUUCGAUGGGAAGUCGUGUCAUCUUGGGGGGUGAGGGCUGAGCAGAGCCUGCCCCUCGCCCCUUCCCCAGGUGUGACUGGUGAGACGGAACCCCACCCCCAAUCAGGGCUCCUCUCCCCAGCAGGAGGGGGGGCGCAGGACCCCCUUAUCUGCUCUUGUUUUGUCCACUUUGACGAUCAGUCAGUCGGUCCGUUGAUCGAUAGUCAAUCCUUCGAUCUCGUCUCCAAUUAAACCGAGGCUUUCGCUGAC